Molecule: messenger RNA, 723 nt
Organism: Elaeis guineensis (African oil palm)
Lineage: Eukaryota; Viridiplantae; Streptophyta; Magnoliopsida; Arecales; Arecaceae
Source: RefSeq, a predicted model, not a curated record
AUGGACAGGAACAUAAGGAUGACGGUAAAGCUCGGCAAUGGCCUAGAAUUCAAUGGCGAGUCGCUCUACCAGCCAGAGAGGUACAACCGGACCUUCUAUCCUCUAGUUUAUGCCGGUGUCGGCCCAAAGCCUGAUGCCAUCUUCUGUGGCAACGGCUCCUUGGAUGGCCUGGACGUAAAGGGUAAGAUAGUGCUUUGCGACCGCGGUGGCGACAUCGCCAGGACCGACAAGGGCGUAACCGUGCAGAGUGUGGGCGGUGUCAGCUUGAUUCUGACAAACGGACCUCUUGACGGAUACAGUACCCUUGCAGAUCCUCAUGAUCACGUCCUGCCGGCGUCCCACAUCGGUUACUCCGAUGGAGUGAAGAUCAAAUCCUACAUCAGCGCUUCGUCGAACCCCACUGUGUCCUUCAUUUUCGAGGGCACCAUUCUCGGGACAUCGCCGGCUCCGGCGAUCGCAUCAUUCUCGUCCGGAGGACCGAGUCUGGCCAGCCCAGGCAUUUUGAAGCCGGACAUCACUGGUCCAGGCGUGAGAGUUCUGGCUGCAUGGCCUUUUGAUGUCGGGCCUUCGACGGUAAACAGCACUGGUCCGACAUUCAACAUAAUAUCCGGCACCUCCAUGUCCACGUACUCCUCAUCUCAGUGGCAUAGCGGCGGUGCUCAAGGCCGUACAUCCGGAUUUAUUCAGGACAUAGUGGAAUCGAUGUUUUAUUCAGGACUCUAA